GGGGACUCGGAAUGGGGGACUCGGAAUGGGAGACUGGCACUGGUGGACUCGGAGUGGGGGACUCGGAAUGGGAGACUUGCACUGGUGGACUGGCACUGGUGGACUCGGAGUGGGGGACUCGGAGUGGGGGACUUGCACUGGGGGACUCGGACUCGGACUUUGCGAUGUUUGUGCUCAAGCCCCUCCAGCACCAAAACAACCAUCCGCCAAUGUUAUAGUGGCUGUUGUUGGUCCAUAGCUCGAGCCCCAGGUGAAGCAGAGCCUUCAUAGGACCCUCGAGUCGCAUUGUCGAACACCACAAGGACAAGUCGGAGCGUUAGCACGAGCCCACAGAUUGCAACAGCACGGAGCGGCUAUACUACACCGAUAACCAGUGAUCACGCCGGGGAGGCUCACAGGGUAAAGCGCCACGUACAGUGUCUUAGUACGUGGACAAUUCUCGGGUCUUUACACGCUGCCAUUGAAACGUGUUCACUAGACCAGGCUUAGCACCAGCGAUGUGUCCGUGAUCAGUUAUCAUUCAUUGUAUGAGGGUACACUGCCGCUGUUGUUGUUGUUGUUGUUGU
Molecule: messenger RNA, 566 nt
Organism: Williopsis jadinii
Lineage: Eukaryota; Fungi; Ascomycota; Saccharomycetes; Phaffomycetales; Wickerhamomycetaceae
Exons: 1
Coding region: 12-218 (68 amino acids)
Source: RefSeq, a predicted model, not a curated record